UGUCUUAACUGGUUUUCCGCCCACAGAAAGGGCUUGUCCCAGUCAGCUCUGCCAUACAGGCGCAGCGUUCCUACUUGGCUCAAGCUCACAUCUGAUGAUGUCAAAGAGCAGAUCUUCAAGCUUGCCAAAAAGGGCCUGACUCCCUCUCAGAUUGGUGUGAUUCUGAGGGAUUCACAUGGUGUGGCCCAAGUACGAUUUGUCACUGGCAACAAGAUCCUGAGGAUCCUCAAGUCCAAGGGUCUGGCCCCGGACCUGCCUGAGGAUCUCUACCACCUCAUCAAGAAGGCCGUGGCAGUCAGGAAGCACCUGGAGAGAAACAGAAAGGACAAGGAUGCCAAGUUCCGCCUGAUUCUCAUUGAGAGUAGGAUCCACAGGCUGGCCCGUUACUACAAGACCAAGAGAGUACUGGCCCCCAACUGGAAGUAG
Messenger RNA from Menidia menidia (Atlantic silverside), 426 nucleotides. Lineage: Eukaryota; Metazoa; Chordata; Actinopteri; Atheriniformes; Atherinopsidae. The record is from the annotation of a GenBank genome assembly.